Messenger RNA from Egretta garzetta (little egret), 991 nucleotides. It is a transcript of the gene PCNA, whose product is annotated as proliferating cell nuclear antigen. Bases 5 to 571 code for a protein of 188 amino acids. Gene Ontology annotation, molecular function: DNA binding; DNA polymerase processivity factor activity. The record is from RefSeq and is a predicted model, not a curated record. The transcript has 5 exons. Gene Ontology annotation, biological process: mismatch repair; translesion synthesis; regulation of DNA replication. NCBI's taxonomy places the organism in Eukaryota, Metazoa, Chordata, Aves, Pelecaniformes, Ardeidae. Gene Ontology annotation, cellular component: PCNA complex.
CAGCAUGUCCAAAAUACUGAAAUGUGCUGGGAACGAAGACAUCAUAACUCUCCGCGCGGAAGACAACGCGGAUACGUUGGCGCUAGUGUUUGAAGCACCAAAUCAGGAAAAGGUUUCUGAUUAUGAGAUGAAGCUAAUGGAUCUUGACGUGGAGCAGCUUGGAAUUCCCGAACAAGAAUACAGUUGUGUAGUGAAAAUGCCUUCUGCUGAGUUCGCGCGCAUCUGCAGGGAUCUCAGCCACAUCGGCGAUGCAGUUGUCAUCUCCUGCGCAAAAGACGGUGUGAAAUUCUCAGCUAAUGGCGAGCUGGGAAAUGGAAACAUCAAGCUGUCGCAGACCAGUAAUGUGGAUAAAGAGGAGGAAGCUGUUACAAUAGAGAUGAAUGAGCCAGUCCAAUUGACCUUUGCUCUGAGGUACUUGAACUUUUUUACCAAAGCCACUCCCCUGUCCCCUACAGUAACACUCAGCAUGUCUGCAGAUGUUCCUCUCGUUGUGGAAUACAAGAUUGCUGAUAUGGGACACUUAAAAUACUACCUGGCUCCAAAGAUUGAAGACCAACAAGAAGGCUCUUAAUUGGAGUAGGACUGAGGGGGAGAGAUCCAGUCAGCUCUUCAGAGAGAACAACUGCCCUCAAGAAGGAAAUGGUGGUGUUAGCAAUUCCAGUGUGUCGGAGCCUCCUCUGAGUGCUGUUAGGCAUGUUGUGUAGAUAUCUUUGUAAAUAUUUUUCAACUGACUAUUUUGCUAUACUGGUGUCAUUGGAAAUAGGAAACUUUGGUUAUUUCUAGUCUAUUCUUGUACUUCCAAUAAUCUCUUAGAUGCUGUCUUAAGGUGAAAUGUCUUGCUCCUCUCAACUCGUGUUAGAGAAGGGGUGCAAUAUUUAACUUGAGUAGAGAUGCUGUUUCCUGGAGUUUCACCUGUGGAGUUGUAGUUACCUAGGGUUGCUGUUCAAUUAUGCCACAAGUUUAUUUGGCCUUCUUUUGUUUCUUUCUGAAG